AUGUCCAACCCACAAGACAAUCUAGGAACUCCUCCACCACCCACUCCCUCUAAUUCAUCUACCCCUCCUCCACCUAGUACAUCUCCCAAACCCAGGCUGAGAAGGGUGAAAAUGCUUGCUCGGAAAACAGUAGCGUCUGGGGAUCUCAAGAAGAAAUUAAAUGAGAAAUUAAAGGCAAGCCAGGUUCAAGACUCUGACUCCAACUCUGAUUUUGAGUCAUACAAAUCUGCCAGUGAGGGAGAAGAACCCGGGUCUUCUGACUCUGAAAAAACUCAAGAAUCCCCUUCUAAGGCAAGUUCCUCUUUGUUUGAAAAUCUAGAAACUAGGUUUGUGCUGGUUGGGCCUGUUAAGGAAGUAGAAUUACCUAAGUUACGUAAGAGUGGAGAAAAGGUAGAAGAGAGUGGCAAGAAGUCAGAGGGAAGUGGUUCUGGUGAACCUGCUGAAGGGUUAGUUCAUUUAAGCACACAAAGAGAUGAACCUGCCCUUAGUGCUCCCAAACCCUCCAAGAAAAGAAAGGAUUCAUCCUCAUCAACUGCUGAAAUUUCAUUGCCAAAAGAAAGAGCUACAAGAAGCAAGGUAAAGCAGAGUGAGAGUGAUCUCCAAAAGGCUCUUGCUACGAGUAAGAAGAAAAAGUUGGCUAAAGGAAAAGAAAAGGUUAUAGAGUCCUCAGAAGCUGUGGAGGUUGAGGAGAUGGAACAGGUCCAUUAG
Molecule: messenger RNA, 708 nt
Organism: Nicotiana tabacum (common tobacco)
Lineage: Eukaryota; Viridiplantae; Streptophyta; Magnoliopsida; Solanales; Solanaceae
Source: RefSeq, a predicted model, not a curated record